UCGACUCAAAGGUCGUCAUAAUUAUUACUAUAUCAAACUUCAAAGUUGUAUACAAUGAACAGUUAACAACUACUGUGGACUUUCACAAAAUGUCUGGAAAAAACAGAAAUGAUCAAAAAGUUUCGAUAUCUUCAAGAAGUAUUCAGUUCAUGAUAGCGAUAUUUGGAAUAUUUUCAUUUACACUAGUCAACAUCACAGUUAUUGUGAGACAAUUUCAUCCAAAGUGGAAAGAUUCCCCAAGUUCUAUGAUAUUGCAAACUGGAAUAACUCUGUUUGGUUUCUUGAUAAUCAUAUUUCUUGUUGUAAUAAGUCAAUUGAAUAAAACGUCUGAAAUGUUAAUAGAAGAAGAGAGUAAACAUGAAUCAAUAGAUAAAGAAGUAUUGGCUCGUCAAGAAACAAAAGAUGAUACAUACAUAUUAUCCGUUUAACAUUGAAUUUAUUCAAGUAAUUUAAUUUGUUCAGUUCAUUUCAAUGCAUUAGGUAUCUUAACAACGGUUAUCAUCAUGAUUUAUCAUAUUUAAUAUUUUAAACAUUUCAUAAACAAAUGAAUUAAUAAACUCCCUAAGAAUUCACUAUUA
Molecule: messenger RNA, 578 nt
Organism: Schistosoma bovis
Lineage: Eukaryota; Metazoa; Platyhelminthes; Trematoda; Strigeidida; Schistosomatidae
Source: the annotation of a GenBank genome assembly